AUGGCAUUGUUUCCUAACUUGCCAGACUAUAUAGCUGGCUUAGCUGUUGGUGCGGUUCCUCGUUCACUGUCCUUUCAACGCUUCGAAACCCAUUUUCAGGUGUUUCUGUCACUAGACAAGUACACAAAAGGCUUCUUUGACACCCCGCCGUCACAAGUAGCGCAACAAGACAAUAAUAAUGCACAAGAUGAAAUCAAUGAAGAAAAAGAAAAAGAACAGAAGCCAGCUAUUGGUGGCAGAUGGUACCGUGCUUUGAGCCUUUGCCAAGAGAUCUCAAUACUGCCUCAAAAGAAAAGGGAUUUCAUUGUUUUGAGCAACCGCGCAAGAGGCAAAGUUAGUAAAAAGGUUUUCAAGCAGGAGGGCAUAAAGGAAAUGAAGGACAUCAUCACCAGGAUCCUCAACGAGAAGGUCUUUACACGGCUAGGAGUCAAUGAGAAAGAGUCUACCCCCAAGGACUUACCUGCACUAUGGAGUGUUUGUCGUGUCUUACGUGGGCUUUCAUCUCAGCUCGGCUAUCCCGAAGACUCUCAGGCUUUGUUGAUGAAACUCUUUCUUGACGAAUUACGGGAGUCGUUCACUCAGAUAACCCAAGGUUCCAACACCGAGAUGGGCCGCGUACUGGAACUUGUCCGGGACAUCCCGCUAGCGGAUCUCAAAGAUAUUGCCGCUAUAAGCUGCCUCUGUUCGGCUAGAGCGCUAUCAAGCAGGCUUGAGGCUCAUGAUCCGGUUGUCUUAGAAGCCUGGGCAGACUACUACCAAUACCAUGACAGGAGCAAAUUGAAGAAAGACGUGUUCCUUGCUCACUACAAGAGAGCUUAUGAAGAAGCAAAAGCUCAGCGCCAGACUGCGGAAGAUAGGCUAUACGAUGAAAGAACACUCCUUAUCCUCAUCCACUACAGCUAUGCCGCUCACUACAUUUGUCACGAAAAGACUUUAGCAGACCAGCUUUCGUCAGAACUCUGGGAUCAGACUGGUGCUUUGCUCGCUGAGAAAGAUCCACCAGAAUUCUGGUCAGUUAAAGUCCAAGGAAUGGCUGAGGCAGCCAAGAUACAAGCUUUGCUUUGCUAUGAAACGCAUGAGGAUAACCACAAAAGCUACGAGGGUCUCCGGAAAAACAUACACAAGUACAAUCUCGCCAACACACAUGCCCAACACCAGUAUCACGAUGAGGUUCUCCAAGAAAGUCAAAAGCGGCAUGGGGUAGUCCGCUUGCCCCCAUAUGACCUGGAGGCCCAAUUUGCAUUUGGAAUACAACAAAUAGUUCAAGGGCUGAUCUUGAGUCCUGACUUAGGCUUUCAACUCUUGGCAGCAGAACUGUGCAACCUCUUCAAGACGUUGAUAGACACCGAAACUUUGACAACGGAAAUAUUGAGAGACUUUACGGACAGCUGGACUCCGUCUUAUCUGCCUGUCGCAAAGAUUUAA
This is a messenger RNA of Fusarium odoratissimum NRRL 54006, 1425 nucleotides long. RefSeq lists its product as uncharacterized. NCBI's taxonomy places the organism in Eukaryota, Fungi, Ascomycota, Sordariomycetes, Hypocreales, Nectriaceae. The transcript is spliced from 2 exons. The coding region runs from base 1 to 1425 and encodes 474 amino acids. The record is from RefSeq and is a predicted model, not a curated record.